Messenger RNA from Porites evermanni, 2157 nucleotides. NCBI's taxonomy places the organism in Eukaryota, Metazoa, Cnidaria, Anthozoa, Scleractinia, Poritidae. The record is from the annotation of a GenBank genome assembly.
AUGAAACGGCAUAUGAAACGUAAGCACAAUCUGAACAGCAACAAUGUUACUUCCCAGAAAGGAAAAUGUUUGUGUAAUGAGUGUGAUCGGCAGUUCUACCGAAUUAAAGAUCUGCGGGAACACCUGUCCCCACCCUUCCAAACCACUAGUAUAUUUGAUGAAUGCACGAAUCUUACUUUUCUGCUCUAAAUAGUUGGGACGAUAUAUGAACCACGUAGGUAAAGUAGGAAUAGACAAUAAAAAAGAAUGGUCAUUAACUAACUACGUUUCUUUUCUUACGAGAAUUCGAAUCGUGGAAGGCGGAAGUUGAAGAAAAAGAGGGCUGCUCUUUUGUCUAAGUCACCGGUGAGUUUACUUUAUAAAAGAGGAUAGCUGAUUUAUUAGAGGGAGAAGGUAUUUUGUUUUUCGAAUACAAAUAUGAAUUGUGUGAAAUCGUUUCUAUUCACUUCAGGCUCCAAGAAACAUCUCUCUACGGGACAGAAAGUGGAAUAUUUCCAGUGCAACAGAGGCGGUAGCUACAGACCACGUAGAAGCGGAAAGAGAAGACAAAAAUCUCAAGGUAAAUAAGCUUUGUAGAAAAGAUUAUUUCCCUACUAUGAAGAAGGAAUAUAACUUCUUUUUUUCAGUUCGUAAUGUAAAGAAGACUUUUGUAGUUGGUUAUGAUGUGAGAAUCAGUUACUUUCACAUCUUCCGGUUAAACUAAGCUGUGGUUUUGUUUUUUGUUACAUUUUCGCUUGAACAGGAAGAUGCAAGAUUGAAAAGAAUUGCACAUCAAGUAUGCUUUUGAAGUACGAAGAUGAUGGUACAAUGACUGUUGAUGUGUGUUACACGCAUUAUGGUCACGAAAUCGAGCUGCAACAUGUAUGGCUCUCUAAAACAAAGCGUCAACAACUGGUGGCUAAAAUGCAGCAAGGGGUGCCAAGAGAAAGAAUCCUGAAUGACAUCAGAGAGGGAGUAACAAAGGAUCAAUUUUUGCGAGAACACCUAGUAGAAAAAAAGGAUCUAUUUAACAUUCAAAGCGCGUUUGGGCUUAAAGAUUAUCAGCGACACCAAAACGACUUAGACAGCGUCUUAGCCUGGAUAACGGAAUGGAAUCAGUCACCUGACACCAACCCAAUCCUGUUACAAAACUUUCAGGACUCAUGUUUGGACGGAUACGACCUGCCUAAGGAAGAUAUCGUUCUUGUGAUACAAAGUCUAUUCCAGAAAAGCAUGCUUGAAAAAUUUGGGGCAAGUGAUGUGUGCUGUGACAGCAUACAUGGGACAAACGGGUACGACUUCCUUCUUACGACCCUGUUGGUAAUAGACGAAUAUGGUGAAGGGUUUCCUGCUGCAUGGUGUAUCUCGAAUCACGAAGACUUUAAGACAAUGUGCACCUUUUUCUGCGAAAUCAAGAAGAACACUGGAACCAUUAAAGCCUCGUGGUUCAUGAGCGAUGUUGCACCACAGUUCUACACUGCAUGGGUGGGGGUGAUGGAUGACUGUCCCCGUCCUAAGACAUUACUUUGCACUUGGCACGUAGACAGGGAAGUCACUAAAGAGUUAAGAAAGAAAAUCGGCGGCCUUCAAACAGAGGUAGAAGUGUACAAGAUGUUUCGAACCGUUCUUGAACAGACCAGUGAAACACUGUUUGAGGAGUCUUUACGAGGGUUCAUUCGUCGUCUAAGUCUUCCUUCAAAGACUGCCUCCUUCAGAAAGUAUUUUGAACAGGAAUGGGUUUCCAGGAAACAAGAAUGGGCAUAUUGCCUUAGAGUCGGCCUUGGUAUUAAUACAAAUAUGUUUGUAGAAGCCUUCCACAAGGUCUUCAAGUAUCAAUACUUAAAAGGCAAAAGCAACAAACGGUUAGGCAAUCUUCUUCUCAACCUUUUAAAAUAUGUACGAGAUAAGACGUUUGAUCGUCUGAUCAAAUUGACUAAGGGGAAAGUAACAUCUCGACUAAGUGUGAUACAUGAACGGCAUCUUCGCAGCUUGACCCUCCCAACUGCCUCGGUUGAGGUGGAAGAAGACGAUACUUGGGAAGUUCUUGGGCAAGACGGAAUAAGUCGUUACAAAGUUUCAAAGCUGAUGAGCGCCUGUAAAGAGCAAACUGCCAGCUUAAGUGCCCUGAGUGUCGAAUCGGCGUGCAUCUUUAUGUCUGCAAUUGUCCGGACAGUUUGA